AUGGACUCCCUGACUAGUUACGAAGAUCUCUCUGUCGAUGCCCAACGUACCGUGCAGGGUAUACGCGGAGUCGAAGACAAGAUGUCGACCAUACAGAAGGAAUUUCUUUUCGCGCGAUUCGAAUUGGAACGGAAGUGGUCUGCCAAGUUCCAAGACGCUUAUGCACGCCGUCUUGCCCUGCUUUCUGGUCAAGCAGAAGCAACCAGUGACGAGGUCUCGCGUGGUGAGAAAAGGAGUCGUCGUCUGGACCCAGACUACAAGAAACUGCCCGCAUCGAAAGCGUCAAAGGGGAAAGCAGCGACUGUCAAAAAGUUCUGGCUAGAGGUUCUCUCCAACUCUGACGUUGGCCCUCACAUCUUGGAGAGCGAUGUCCAUGCGCUGGAGCAUCUGACGAACAUAGCUAUCAGCUACCCACAGGGUAAUACACCAGUAUUCGCCUUGGAGUUCGCCUUCUCGGACAACAAGUAUUUUAAGAACUCGAAGAUCAUGGUCACAUACCAUUACUCCGCGGAGGUGCUUCCUUCGGGAGCGCUGAGAUAUAGCCAUGUUGUCGCCGACAAGAUUCACUGGAAGCCAAAACAGAACCUCAUCGAGAAGGCAGCACAAGCUGACGUCGGAGACGAGGACGAGGAGGAAGGGGAGAUGUCAUUUUUCUCAAUGCUCCAGCCUCCGGCACCCAUUACCGUCCCCCCACGACCCGGCAAGCAUGACGACGACGACGAGGAUGAGCGUGAGUCGGACUUGGAGCUGACGUUCGAGUUUGGCUUGACUGUGAAAGAGUUGCUCCUAAAUGCGGUGGACUACUUCAUGGGAGAUGUGAUUAGUGACGACGACGAUGAAGAUGAAGACGACGAUGACGAUUGGGAGGGAUACAGCGAUAAUGAUGACUGA
Stereum hirsutum FP-91666 SS1 is the source of this 891-nucleotide messenger RNA. RefSeq names its product nucleosome assembly protein. The record is from RefSeq and is a predicted model, not a curated record. Gene Ontology annotation, biological process: nucleosome assembly. Gene Ontology annotation, cellular component: nucleus; chromatin. Lineage: Eukaryota; Fungi; Basidiomycota; Agaricomycetes; Russulales; Stereaceae. The transcript is spliced from 5 exons. The coding region runs from base 1 to 891 and encodes 296 amino acids. Gene Ontology annotation, molecular function: chromatin binding; histone binding.